AUGAGGUGUCACUAUGAAGUUCUGGGGGUUAAACGCGAUGCUGGAGACGAUGAUUUGAAGAAAGCCUACAGAAAACUUGCUCUGAAGUGGCAUCCAGAUAAGAACUUGGACAGUUCCGAAGAAGCUGCCGAACAAUUCAAGCUGAUCCAGGCCGCCUAUGAUGUCCUGGGUGAUCCACAGGAGAGGGCCUGGUAUGACAAUCACAGAGAUGCCUUGCUCAAAGGCGGUAUCAGUGGAGAUUAUGAAGAUGACAGUAUUGACCUGCUCCAAUACUUCACUGUCACCUGUUACUCUGGCUAUGGGGACAAUGAGAAGGGUUUUUUCUCAGUUUACAAGCAUCUGUUUGAGCUCAUUGUGAAAGAGGAGAUGGAGCAUACCAAAGCGGACGAGGAAGAUGACGAUGAUUCAUUUCCUUCUUUCGGAGAUUCUCAGAGUGAUUAUGAUACGGUCGUGCACAUAUUUUACGCUCACUGGCAGAGUUUUUGCACUCGGAAAAACUUUGCCUGGAAGGAAGAGUACGACACGAGGCAGGCGUCCAAUCGCUGGGAGAAGCGAGCCAUGGAGAAGGAGAACAAGAAGACCAGAGAGAAGGCCAGGAAGGAGCGAAACGAGCUGGUGCGCCAACUAGUGGCCUUUGUGCGUAAGCGCGACCGGCGAGUGCAGGCCCACAGGAAGCUGGUGGAGGAGCAGAACGCUGAGAAGACCAAGAAGAUGGAGGAUCUGAGGCGGAAGCAGAAGCUGGACCAAGCCAAACUGGCAGCAGAGUACAAGGAGCAGAGCUGGGCGGCCAUGUCUGAACUGGAGAAGGAGCUGCAGCAGAUCGAGGCGGAGUACGGAGAGGAGUUCGGAGACGCGUCCGAGAGCGAGGACGACGAGGAUCUGGGCACGCAGGAGAGAGACGCCGUAGAGUUCGGUGCCGAUGAGCUCGACCUGGAUGACUUCGACCUGUACUGCCUGGCCUGCGAUAAAUCCUUCAAAUCUGACAAAGCAAAAAUGAACCAUGAGAAAUCCAAAAAGCACCGGGAGAUGGUGGCAUUGCUACGGGAGCAGUUGGAGGAAGACGAUGACUCAGUCCACGCGAAGCCGGACGAAGGACGGGAGGAGAAUGCUCAAGAGGAGGAAGAGGAGGACGAGGAGGAUGAAGAUAGACCCAAGCAAAAACUCUCCAAAAAGCAGAAGAGGAAAAAGAAAUUACAGAAAACAACCCAGAGUGCUCCAGAGAAUGAGGUCCAACCAGAGACGACGACAACCAUUAGCGAAGAACCGGAAAAUCCAGAAGAGAAUCGCACAGAACCAGAGAAGCCACAAGAGCCCGCUCCGUCUGAGGCCAAGAGUUCUGGAAAAUCUAAAGCCAAACGAGUUUCCAAAGACAAAUCGAAACCUUUGCCGUCACAAAACGGAGACGCCGCAGAGAGAGAGGUGAACCUUCGCUGUGACGCCUGUAGCGGUGAAUUUCCAACACGGAACAAGUUAUUUGACCACCUCAGAACCAGCGGCCACGCCACCGCACUCCCGCACUCCGCCGCUCACGGAUCCUCAGGCAAAAACAGGAAAGACAAAAGGAAAAACAGAUAA
This is a messenger RNA of Knipowitschia caucasica, 1575 nucleotides long. The record is from the annotation of a GenBank genome assembly. NCBI's taxonomy places the organism in Eukaryota, Metazoa, Chordata, Actinopteri, Gobiiformes, Gobiidae.